AUGCAAGAUUAUGGCUCAGUUAAUUUAAGUGAAUGCAUUGAAAUGUGUGUAGAUAACUGGUUUGAGGAAAAUAGAGAAGAGUCAGAGAAAGGGCAUACUGAAGCGAUGCUGAUUUAUUCACAGUUGCUUUUCCAUGGAAGCGGAAAUCGAGAACCAGAUAUUCGGCAAGCUAUAUAUUGGCUGAGGAAAGCCUGCAAAACUAGCCCUGAAGCAGCGUUUAGAUUAGGGAGAUUAUACCAAAAGGGAAAAUACAUAGAACAGGAUUUGGAAAAAGCUUAUUUUUAUUAUAAAUUGGCAACUGUGUUCAGAUGUAAGUGUGGAAAUCAAAAAGAAGCAUACCACACAAAUCAAGUUAGCAAUGUCCAUCCAUGCUAUCCGUAUGAGGCUACAGAAACAAUUAACAGUCUUCCUCUCACAAGUUCAGCAAAAAAGAAAUGUGAGACAAACUUUAAUAAUUGGAGAUCAUCCAGUCUAAAAUAA
Messenger RNA from Blepharisma stoltei, 480 nucleotides. The record is from the annotation of a GenBank genome assembly. NCBI's taxonomy places the organism in Eukaryota, Ciliophora, Heterotrichea, Heterotrichida, Blepharismidae.